Cyclocybe aegerita is the source of this 906-nucleotide messenger RNA. NCBI's taxonomy places the organism in Eukaryota, Fungi, Basidiomycota, Agaricomycetes, Agaricales, Hemipholiotaceae. The record is from the annotation of a GenBank genome assembly.
AUGCGCACCUUCAAGCUGGCUCUCAGCGCGUGCGCCUCAUUGCUUCUCGUUGUCGUCUACGCCGAGCCAGUUUAUACGGCGUCGCUCGAGUGCCCAACCUUCUCUUGUGCGGGGUGUCCCGCAGGGUCGUAUAUAACCCUCAGCACCAUCAGUACCGCCUGCCCCUUCUGCGCCUGCGCACCGUACGCCACCACCAAGCCAACCACCCCGAGUUUGACGCCCGCAGCUCCCAUUAUCACGCCCCACCCGACCACCCCCACUCCACUUCUCGAAUGCCCAACGUUCUCUUGUCCAGGAUGCCCCACGGGUUCGUACAUAACCCUCAGCACCAUUGGCACCGCCUGCCCCUUCUGCGCCUGCGCGCCAUACGCCACCACCAAGCCCACUACACCGCUCCCAACGCCCAGCCCUCCAAUUAUAACGACCCACCCUAAUCCCACCACUCCGAAGCCACCUCUCGAAUGCCCGACCUUCUCCUGCCUCCCAUGCCCCGCCGGCUCGCAUGCAACCGUCACCGCAACUGCCCCGGUUUGCCCGACUUGCACCUGCGUGCCCAACGCCGUCACCACCACGCCGAAGGAUUGCGUCACUUUCAGCUGCGGUGGGUGCCCAACCUCGCAGCGCCCCACGCUCACCUCGAGCGCAGCAACAGCGUGCCCGACGUGCACCUGCGUCUCGCUCACUUCCACGCCGAGCAUUCCCGUGAACCCGUACCCGCCUGGGUGCCCCUACUUCAGCUGCUUCUCGUGUCCGACGGGAUUGACACAGGCGAUCACGAGUGUUAGUGGGACGAGGUGCCCGUUCUGCACCUGUUAUGAUAGCACGACGAUUACGAAGGCGGAGGUAGCAGCCGAGGCAGUGGCUACACCGGUGAUUACGGCGCCGCCCGCGUACUAUGGGGUGUGA